GAGCACUCGUUGGAGAGAGAUGGCCGCCCAGAUUGCAGACCGCAGCAACGCCGGCAUGAGCUUCAACGGCGAGGACGCGCUGUCGCCCGCGCCCGUGUCCAAGCUGGAGGCCGCGCGCCUGGCGAUGGCGCAGCAGCAGAAGAAGCGCAUCGACGAAGCCGUGGCACGCGUCACGGGCAAGAAGGAGAGCGGCAAGCGCAAGGGCCUUGGCGACCGCGCGGACACCGGCCACCGCAGCAAGAAGAGCAAGACGGUGGUGGACGUGGCCAACGACCAAGUGGACAAGAAGAACUCGAUCGCGCGGAGGAUGGUGGACCGCUUCGCCUCGAUGCCCGAGCCCGAGCACGAGGAGCAGGCGGAGCCCACGACGCGCUCGGUGUCCGCGCAGCAGUUCGUGACUGUGAGCGAGGUGGCCAGCCCCUCGGACAACGCCCUUCGCGAGGUGGAGGAAAAGGAGGAGGUGGAGGUGGAGGAAGAAGCUGCUCCGUCUGGGGAUGAGGAGGAUAAGGAGCAGAAGAAGAACGAGUGGGACGGACCCACCACCAACUUCCACGUGAAGCAGCUCGGUCUGAAUGACAUGGUGGACAUUUACGCGCCCAUUGCGCAACAGCAGGAGGACGUGCAGCGCGCGCGUGAGCGAGCCAAGUACAUGCCCAGUGCCGAGAGCAUCAACACGUUGAAGACCUCGAGCGACUCGGAGGCGGACUCGGAUUUCGCGCCCAAGGAGGUGCUUAGCCAGGAGAGCGAGGAGUCGGACGCGGUGUCGCUUCCGGAAGUUGAUGCGAGCGAGGUCCAGGCGCUGGCAGAAGAGACGGAGGAGUUCGAGCAGCAGACAGCAAUUCAGACGGCCGAGAUCCGCCGGACAUGGGCCAAGCGGGUGUUCGUCUUCACGCCCCUGUUUAUUGUCGCGAUUAUUGUGCUAGUGCUUGCGCUGCUUUUUGCGAUUGACUGGUCGCAGGAGACGUUCCAGUUCUGCGAGGUGACUUCGGAGACUGCACAGGGUUCCGAAGAGGUAUUCUCGUGUGCAUCGUUCGUGGAAACUCAGUCGCUGAUCAAGUCCACCCUGCGGGAGACAGCUGAGAAGGUGCAGGAGACAGUGCAGUCGUAUUUCCAGUAA
Phytophthora sojae is the source of this 1117-nucleotide messenger RNA. RefSeq lists its product as hypothetical. Lineage: Eukaryota; Oomycota; Peronosporomycetes; Peronosporales; Peronosporaceae. The record is from RefSeq and is a predicted model, not a curated record. The coding region runs from base 20 to 1117 and encodes 365 amino acids. The transcript is spliced from 3 exons.